Ruditapes philippinarum (Manila clam) is the source of this 1722-nucleotide messenger RNA. RefSeq lists its product as uncharacterized. Lineage: Eukaryota; Metazoa; Mollusca; Bivalvia; Venerida; Veneridae. The transcript has a single exon. The record is from RefSeq and is a predicted model, not a curated record. Gene Ontology annotation, molecular function: nucleic acid binding. Gene Ontology annotation, biological process: DNA integration. Bases 1 to 1722 code for a protein of 573 amino acids.
AUGCCUGAUGGCAGUGAGAAACCAAUUGCAUUUGCAAGCCGUUCGCUAUCAAAGUCUGAAAGAAUGUACGCGCAAGUACAAAGGGAAGCUACUGCAAUAUACUGGGCAGUACACAAAUAUUAUCCGUAUCUAUAUGGUCGAAAAUUCACGCUGAUAACAGACUGUCAAGCACUGUUGUCUAUAUUCUCUCCGAGCAAGGGCAUCCCUGCAACUUCUGCUGCGAGAAUACAACGAUACGCGGUUUAUUUGUCAGGCUUUGAUUAUGAUAUAGAAUAUAAAAGUACUAAGAAACAUACUAAUGUCGAUGGAAUGUCACGUUUGCCCGCGCCAUCAAUAUUAGAAAAUGACAGUAAUUUUGAGGAAGUAUUUUUCAAUGAACAAUUUGAUAAACUUCCUAUAACUAGCGCGCAAAUCAAGCGUGAAACGCAGCGUGAACCUAUCUUAUCGCGUGUUUACGAAAAUGUAAACAAGGGCUGGAGUCUGAACUUAAAUGACCCUGUCCUGAAAGGUUAUCACACGCGCCGGAACGAAUUAACUAUUCAAAGAGGCUGUUUAAUGUGGGGAAUUAGAGUUGUUAUUCCUGAGAAACUCAGAGGUCAAGUUUUAGAUCUUCUGCACUGUAGCCACAGUGGAAUAGUUAAAAUGAAAAAUUUAGCGCGAAGUUAUGUCUGGUGGCCUGGCAUUGACUCAGACAUUGAACACAUGGUGAGACAAUGUCAGGGCUGUCAGAUGCAGCAGAAAAUGCCAGAAAAAGUUCAACUUCACCCAUGGGAAAAUGCGCGCUCUAAUUUUGAACGCGUUCAUGUAGACUUUGUAGGUCCAUUUCAAGGUCAUAUGUUCCUAGUAAUAGUUUGUGCUCGAAGCAAAUGGGCUGAAAUAGAGGAUAUGGGAAAUUGUACGUCUGCCGAAAAAACAGUCAAUGUAUUAAGGACCAUAUUUAGUCGUUAUGGUAUACCAAAACAAUUGGUAAGCGAUAAUGGUGUACAAUUUACAUCAGAUUUAUUUGCGCAAUUUAUGAAAAAUAACGGUAUUUUUCAUAUAAGAACCGCAGUUGCUAAACCGUCCACAAAUGGUUUAGUGGAACGUUUGAACGGCACUUUUAAGUCAAGAAUUCGAGCAAUGAAAUUUGAUAAAGGAGACCUAAAUCUAAAGUUGGCAAAUUUCUUGUUAACAUAUCGCAAUUCUGUACAUCAAAGCACACAAGAAAGUCCUGCGAUGAUGUUUAUGGGCAGAAGUUUGCGAAGCAAGUUAGACUUAUUAAAACCGGAUAUAGACGGUUAUGUCGAAAAACAAAGAAUGAAACUGGCAACAUCGGAAUCGCGAAAUUUCCGAGAGUUUAAAGAAGGAGACUCAAUAAUAGCGCGAGACUAUAGGCCUACUUCAACCGAAAAAUGGUUAUCGGGUACAAUUUUAUCCCGCGAGGGACCUCUCAUGUAUAAAAUUGAUAUCGGUAACAAUCAAGUCUGGAGAAGGCAUGUUGACCAGCUACGGAAAUCAGAAAUGAAUAAUGAGCUUUCUCGCCGAGAAAGUUCACCAUUAAACAUGAUCCCGCUUAAUUUGUCAGAAAUGCCAGUUAUGACCGAGAGAAAUGACCCUUUGUUAGUACCUGGUAAUCCUGAGAAAAUGCCAUCAUUAAAUGAAAAUAAAAGAUCAGAUCAAAUGUUAAUGGAACGAAGAUACCCAUUGAGAGAACGCAAACCACCUAAUCGUUUCUCAUACUGA